Molecule: messenger RNA, 469 nt
Organism: Aspergillus ruber CBS 135680
Lineage: Eukaryota; Fungi; Ascomycota; Eurotiomycetes; Eurotiales; Aspergillaceae
Exons: 1
Coding region: 113-349 (78 amino acids)
Source: RefSeq, a predicted model, not a curated record
UCUAGUGCGGCCGUCGCAAAAUAAAUACCCAUGUGCUGCGACCCCUCCGUAACGGGAACGUCUUUUUCUCUUUCAUGUUAGUAUUGCCCGCCAUACUGCGCGGGUUUCUUGAAUGAUGGGAACCAAGCAGAGUGGCAUCAGGCUGGCGUUCAGGUGGUUCGCCUUUUUAUGUUUCUUUUGUUCUAUUUUUGUUUAUUUCAUAUUUCAGAUACGUUUUUUAGUUGGCCUUCCUUUCCCAGGGGGUUUAUUGAAUCUGAUGCUGGGGGAAUAUCAAAAGCAAUGCGCACCGUUAAAGAAACAAGCAGGAAGGAGAGCAGAAUUUCCUCUGUCCUUGUUUGGCCAGAGGUAAACAGUGACAUGAGACAAGUGAUUUGAUGUAUGCUGUUACGAAUGUCUAUACCUAUAGAGGAUGUGAAAACUGGUGGGCUGUCGAUUAGAUAUACAUGUUUCCUUUGUCCCGCUCUAGAUU